AUGGGUGAAUCAACCUCCAUCAAGUGUUUGUUCAAGUUCUGCGGUUAUGUGGUUGAACUAUUUGGUGAUCGAUACUUGAGAAGGGCGAAUGCUGAUGAUGUUCAACGUCUUCUUCAAAUGCAUAAUGAGAGGCACGACUUCCUUGGAAUGUUGGGCAGCCUUGAUUGCAUGCAUUGGGAAUGGAAAAACUGUCCAGUUGCUUGGAAAGGCCAGUUUACAAGAGGUCAUGGAUCACCAACAAUCAUGUUUGAAGUGGUCGCGUCUCAAGACUUGUGGAUAUGGCAUGCAUUCUUUGGUGUCACAGGUUCACGUAAUGAUAUUAAUGUGUUGUUUGAAUCUCCCAUAUUCAAUAACGUCUUGCAAGAAAAUGCCCCGGAGAUUAAUUUCACGGUCAAUGGGACUCAAUAUACAAAGGGAUAUUAUCUAACAGAUGGAAUAUAUCCGGAAUGGGCUACUUUCGUGAAGGCUUUUCGUUGCCCGGAAGAUCCCAAGAGGAGGUUGUUUAAGGAAAGACAAGAGGCUGCAAGAAAAGAUGUUGAACGAGCAUUUGGGGUGCUCUAA
This is a messenger RNA of Zingiber officinale, 561 nucleotides long. RefSeq lists its product as uncharacterized. The transcript has a single exon. The record is from RefSeq and is a predicted model, not a curated record. Bases 1 to 561 code for a protein of 186 amino acids. NCBI's taxonomy places the organism in Eukaryota, Viridiplantae, Streptophyta, Magnoliopsida, Zingiberales, Zingiberaceae.